Merops nubicus (carmine bee-eater) is the source of this 1134-nucleotide messenger RNA. It is a transcript of the gene WNT5B, whose product is annotated as wingless-type MMTV integration site family, member 5B. Gene Ontology annotation, cellular component: extracellular region. The record is from RefSeq and is a predicted model, not a curated record. Gene Ontology annotation, molecular function: cytokine activity; frizzled binding. NCBI's taxonomy places the organism in Eukaryota, Metazoa, Chordata, Aves, Coraciiformes, Meropidae. The transcript is spliced from 3 exons. Gene Ontology annotation, biological process: neuron differentiation; cell fate commitment; multicellular organism development. Bases 15 to 1004 code for a protein of 329 amino acids.
GUAGGUCUUUGGCCAUGAACCCCAUCCAGAGACCUGAGAUGUACAUCAUCGGCGCUCAGCCGGUGUGCAGCCAGCUGCCGGGGCUCUCCCCCGGGCAGCGCAAGCUCUGCCAGCUCUAUCAGGAGCACAUGGUGUUCAUCGGGGAAGGGGCCCGCAGUGCCAUCAAGGAGUGCCAGUACCAGUUUCGGCAGCGGCGGUGGAACUGCAGCACGGUGGACAACACCUCUGUCUUUGGGCGGGUCAUGAAAAUAGGGAGCCGAGAGACUGCUUUCACCUACGCUGUCAGCGCGGCGGGGGUGGUGAACGCCAUCAGCCGGGCGUGCCGCGAGGGAGAGCUCUCCAGCUGCGGCUGCAGCCGCACCGCCCGCCCCAAGGACUUGCCCCGAGACUGGCUGUGGGGCGGCUGCGGGGACAACGUGGAGUACGGGUAUCGUUUUGCCAAGGAGUUUGUGGAUGCCAAGGAGAGGGAGAAGAACUACGUGAGAGGGUCGGAGGAGCAGGCUCGCAUGCUGAUGAACUUGCAGAACAAUGAGGCUGGUCGCAGGGCUGUGUACAAGCUGGCGGACGUGGCCUGCAAGUGCCACGGCGUGUCGGGCUCCUGCAGCCUCAAGACCUGCUGGCUGCAGCUGGCUGACUUCCGCAAGGUGGGCGACCUGCUGAAGGAGAAGUACGACAGUGCCGCUGCCAUGAGGAUCAGCCGCAAGGGCAAGCUGGAGCUGGUGAACAACCGUUUCAACAUGCCGACGCAGGAGGACCUGGUCUAUGUCGACCCCAGCCCGGACUAUUGCCUGCGCAACGAGACCACUGGCUCUCUAGGCACCCAGGGCCGACUGUGCAACAAGACCUCAGAGGGCAUGGAUGGGUGUGAGCUGAUGUGCUGUGGGCGGGGCUAUGACCAGUUCAAGAGCGUCCAGGUGGAGCGUUGCCACUGCAAGUUUCAUUGGUGCUGUUAUGUCAAGUGUAAAAAGUGCACAGAGAUUGUUGACCAGUAUGUCUGUAAAUGAAAGGAGCCACCAAAGCAACAAAUCUAUAUUAUAUAAAUCUAUAUAAAUAUAUUUUAUAUUUGUAUAAAUAAACAGAUGAUGAUAAUAAUUAAAGAUGCUUAUUUAAGAGACAUUUUGGUUUUGAAAUUCC